AUGCUAACAAAAAAAGUAGAGAGAAUUAGGGACCGCCGUGAUGACCGUGCAGACGAUGGUGAGCGUCGUCGGCGCAUACGCAGGCCGUCGGCGACGCAUCGCGAGGAGAGCGAUGAUAAGGAUGCUAGACCUCGAUCGUCGCGGCGCGAACUCAGCGACGACAAAGAUGCUCGACCUCGAUCUUUGCGACGCAAUCUGAGUGACGAUAAAGACGCUAAACGCCGAGGUUCGCGCGGCAGCUCGCAUCGACACAAGUCGGACGGCACUCGAGGAGCGACCGACGACGACAGGGCGCCGACUAAGCGCCGCGACAGCGGCUACUCGGCGCAGAACAACAGCCCCUCGGGAAGCCGGCAUGGAACCUCUGUGGAGCGGGAGAGGAAGCACAAGACGCCUGUGGCUGUUGAAGAGCCGCCGCCACGAAAGUCCACUGCAUCCCCGGAGAAGAAGAGAACGCCAAUCCUGUCAGCAGAAGAGCAAGCUGACCAUGACAGACGCAAGGAGGCGCAUCGUCGUCGCCAGCAGGAGCGCGAGCAGGAGCGCAAGGAGCGCGAAGAGCGCGACAAGAAGCGCAAGGAACGUGAAGAAGAAGCCGCGCGGCUCGAGGCCGAGGCACGUCGAGCAGAGCGUCAUAGGCUGCGCCGCGAAGCUGCAAAAAAGGAGGCGGCCGAGCUUGCAAAGAAGGAAGCGGCCGAGGCUGCGAGAAAAGAGGCAGCAGCGGCUGCAAAGAAGAAGGAGGCGGCCGAAAGAAGCGCAACAAGUGGCGAGCAUGGCCACAGAUCUCGACGACUCAGCCAUUCCACAAAGGAUAGACCAGCAGAUCUGGCCAGACACCGCCCGAGCUCCUCUCAGAAAUCCAGACCUACGCCGCCUACUUCCGGCACCGACGAGGCCGGGCGCACACCAAAAGAUUCGGACGAAUCCAACACGGGAGAGGACGAGGCUCGCCGCCGCCGCCGUCGCCGCCGCGACGCCGAGGGCUCCAUCAAGAGCGAAUCCUCGUCCCGACGAGAGCACUCCCGGCGUGAGCACCCCAAGGACGAACCCCGGGAGGAGCGGUACUCCAAGGGAGAGUUUUCGCGGCGCGAGUCUGAUAUUCCGACGGAUGAGGACGCGAGGCGCAGAAACCGAAUUCGCGAGCGCCACCAAAAGGAGGACGUAGACGCCAAGAAGGCUGGUGGCUUCAAGGGCGUCAUUAAGAAGCUGUUCAACAAAAACGAUAAAUAG
Molecule: messenger RNA, 1227 nt
Organism: Beauveria bassiana ARSEF 2860
Lineage: Eukaryota; Fungi; Ascomycota; Sordariomycetes; Hypocreales; Cordycipitaceae
Exons: 1
Coding region: 1-1227 (408 amino acids)
Source: RefSeq, a predicted model, not a curated record